CAAGGCAAAGACAAAAGCAGCAGAAAGUGAGGGUGAGGAAGAAGAGGAUCCUAAUACAGUUGAUGGAGCAGGUACCUCUCAGACAGAUAAAAAACCAAGCCACUCUCAGACAGAUAAAAAAACCAAGCCACUCUCAAGCAAAUAAAAGAACAGCAGGUCCUCCUCAAUCAGAUGACGACGAUGACCUUGCCCACCCUUUCUCUAUGAAAGAACUGCGCCUCAUGAGAAAGGACUUCACCCGCAUUGAUGGUGAGGGAAUCCUUCCUUGGCUGCUCCGAUGCUUUGAUAGUGGUGCUGAGACCUACAAUGUGGAUGAGAGAGAAGCCAAGCAGUUGGGAUCCCUGGCCAGAGAUGCUGGUAUUGACAGAGCACUUAGUAGUAAGACAGGAACUACUACCCUGUGGGACCGACUUCUUUCAGCUGUGAGAGAGAGAUAUCCCCACAAGGGUGACAUCGGAUGGCGCCGAAGCAGAACACCCACUCUUGAGAAAGCCAUCACCUACUUGAGAGAGAUUGCUGUGCGAGAAGUGAUCUAUAAUAACGAUGGAAUCACAGAUCCUGAUGAUGUUGAGUGUGACACACAAAUGUUCCGGAAGUUUGUUCAGGCUGUACCAGCAGCGCAUGCCCAUAUAUUCUCCUUCAUGGGAUGUUUUGAAGGUUACGAAAGACCAACUGUACGUGAGGUAACUGUUAAAGCACGACAGUAUGGAGACAUCCUCUCUGAUUCCCUUUACUUCCAAACCUCAGCCGUUAAGAAAAUGGUUGACAGGAAGUAUAAGAUGCCAAAUGGAACUAAACUCCAGACUCUUCCUAGAGACAACUGGUCACGUGUUGCAGCCAUUAAGAAGAGACGUCCUGCUACGAGACAGCAGCAAGGAAGACAGGACUCACUGCGACGCCACCUGUGGUCUCUCUUGAAAAAUCAUUUUAGAGAGGACAUGAGAGUCUGGGACAAGAAACCCACUGAUAUGCUCCAGUUACGUGUGCAAGAGCUUCUAAACAGAACAAAGCCAGGAGAUGGUUCUUCCAAGAAGAAGGUUGCACCAGUCAACAACCAGGAUGGUUCAUCGAGCUCUAGUGCUCAACCCUAG
Messenger RNA from Apus apus (common swift), 1091 nucleotides. RefSeq lists its product as uncharacterized. The record is from RefSeq and is a predicted model, not a curated record. The transcript has 2 exons. The coding region runs from base 63 to 1091 and encodes 342 amino acids. NCBI's taxonomy places the organism in Eukaryota, Metazoa, Chordata, Aves, Apodiformes, Apodidae.